Messenger RNA from Neoarius graeffei (lesser salmon catfish), 6582 nucleotides. RefSeq names its product nuclear factor of activated T cells 5b (gene nfat5b). Gene Ontology annotation, cellular component: transcription regulator complex. The transcript is spliced from 14 exons. The record is from RefSeq and is a predicted model, not a curated record. Bases 160 to 3939 code for a protein of 1259 amino acids. NCBI's taxonomy places the organism in Eukaryota, Metazoa, Chordata, Actinopteri, Siluriformes, Ariidae. Gene Ontology annotation, biological process: calcineurin-NFAT signaling cascade; regulation of transcription by RNA polymerase II; cytokine production. Gene Ontology annotation, molecular function: RNA polymerase II cis-regulatory region sequence-specific DNA binding; transcription factor binding; DNA-binding transcription factor activity, RNA polymerase II-specific.
UCGCCUCACAGUGCUCUCCUCAGUCGUCUAAAGUCGGAGAGCUGACGACACGACACUUUUAUGAAUGAGCGAAAAGACUAAACUUUAGUUACUCGUCACUUGUUCCUUCACCCUAGAACCCAGAGUGAGUUCUCUUCCCCGGCCCAGAGAGGCACUGAGAUGCCCUCUGACUUCAUUUCACUGUUCGGCACGGAUAUCGACCUCACUUCUCCCAAGUCUCUUUACUCCAAAGAAUCAGUGUAUAAUCUUCUCCCCAAAGAGUUGCAGUUGCCCCCUUGUAUUGAGCGGAAAAUUGCAGCAAUGAGCCACAAAAGUGGAGGAGGGACAAGUUCCCCUCCAACAACCCUCGCUUCAGAUGCCUCCUCCAACACCUCUGCUGUGACCAAGGGAAGUGCCAGCAGUGCUUUUUCCACCUCUUCCAGCUUCACUGUGCACUCCUCGUUGGGCACAGAGCAGGAUGCGGGCACUCCAGGAGACGCGAGUAGCCGUAGGAAGGCUGAUGUGCUCUCCACGGAACCUAAACUAAUCAGGAGUUGUGGAGAUAAGGGAGGAGGAGGAGGAGGAGGAGGCUCUCAGCAUCAGCACCACCAUCAGAUGACACCUCCUAAACGACCGGUGCUGAACAUCUCGCCCCCGCCGGAGGACCUGUUUGACAACAGUCACAUGUCGGGAUGCCAGGACGAUGUGGAUUCGGAGCAGAGCAACAGCAUCUGGAUGGAAAACUCACUCUCCAACUUCAGCAUGAUGAGCUUCAGUUCUUACAACGACAACACGGAGGUUCCACGCAAGGCCCGCAAACGAACGCCACGUCAGAAGCCUGGACCGAAGCCGGUGCCUGCUGAAGAGGCCAGCAUGGAUGUGUUUGACGCAGACAGUGCUAAAGGUCCACACUUUGUGCUCUCCAAAUUUAGCUCGGAAAACAAGGCCAGUGGCAAAGCAAGUCCUGAUGGAAACCAGGCAUCCGGUCAUAAAGGUGGGAUAUUGUGUGCCCAGUACCCACUGAAAAGCGAAGGAAAGGAGCUGAAGAUCCUCGUCCAGCCCGAGAGUCAGCACAGAGCCCGGUAUUUGACUGAGGGCAGCCGGGGUUCUGUAAAAGACCGCACCCAGCAAGGCUUCCCUACUGUCAAGCUCGAGGGUGUGAAGGAGCCCGUCAUCCUGCAGGUGUUUGUGAGUAAUGACGCAGGCCGUGUGAAGCCUCAUGGAUUCUACCAGGCCUGUCGAGUAACCGGUCGAAACACUACCGCCUGUAGAGAAGUAGAUAUCGAGGGCACUACGGUCAUCGAAGUGUCUCUGGACCCAAGCAAUAACAUGACACUUGCCGUGGACUGUGUGGGCAUCCUGAAACUGAGGAAUGCAGAUGUGGAGGCUCGUAUCGGGUUAGCUGGAUCCAAGAAGAAAAGCACCCGUGCCAGAUUGGUGUUCCGGGUGAACAUCCCUCGAUCGGAUGGCUCUGUGCUCACGCUACAGGCACCGUCCUCUCCUAUACUGUGCACUCAACCUGCUGGAAUCCCUGAAAUCCUGAAAAAGAGUCUGCACAGCUGCUCAGUACGAGGAGGCAAGGAGGUGUUUAUCAUCGGAAAGAACUUUCUCAAGGGAACCAAAGUGAUCUUUCAAGAGAAAACCUCCGAUGAAAAGUCCUGGAGAGCAGAAGCUGAGAUCGACAUGGAGCUUUUCCAUCAGAAUCAUCUUAUUGUCAAAGUUCCUCCAUAUCAGAAUCUUGCCAUUACCUCUCCUGUGUCUGUUGGGAUCUAUGUGAUGACUAAUGCUGGACGUUGUCACGAUGUGCAACCAUUUACAUACACUCCAGAGCCAGUUAUGGAGGUACCUGUGAAGAAGGAGACCAUACCUCCAGGCAAAUCCUGUUCUUUGGAACAGAUAAAAGUAAUGGAAAGUGCCUUGCUUGUCCCCAUCUUGCCACUCGUGAAAACAGAAGAGGUGACUCCAAUGGAGGUCUCCAGUAACUCAGCAUCCUUUAAGACCUCGGAACUUUUGAACUCUGCCCAACAGACCCUCGAAAUGGGCAACAUUUCCACAAACAGCCCCGCAUUUGCAAACUCUGUAGCCUGUCAACCAGAAGAACAAGAGCAGCCUCAGAGUUCUGUUUUCCCCAACAAGGAAACAUUAAACAACAUUCAGAAACAAGACACCACCCCAAACAAUUCCUUCCACGUGUCUGGGAAAUCUCUGCUCCAGCAAGGGGCCCAGCAGUUCCUCAUAGACAGUGAGGGUCGAGCCCAGGAAAGGUCAGGAACCACAGCCGGUACGUUGGUGGGGCUUGCUCAGAUGGACGACAGCUCGGAGCACCAACUCUCUCUCCUGCCUCCAGAUGAGGUGGCGCAGCUGGAGCAGGCGGUGCGCCAGUUGCAAGCGAAGGGGUUCUGCAACAUCCAGCUUCAUUCAGAAGAUUCACUCGUCAAGAAGCAGCAGCAGCACCAGCUUCAACAGGAGCAAAUCCAGCAACAACAGUUACACCAGCAGCAGAUGCAGCAACAGCAGCAGCAGCAACAAGUUCUGGAGAACCUGCAACAUCAUCUUUUCCAUCCCCAGGUUUCAAUGCAGUGUAAUCAAGAGCAGCAAGGCUCUUCGCAGGCCAUGGUGGAAAACAAUAAUACACUCUUCCAGCAAGCAUCUCCACAGCAGCAACAGCAGCAGCAGCAAGCCGUCAUGUAUCACCAAGCAAAAGAUCUCAUCUCCAUUCAGUCGGGAUUUCUUCAGCAAGCAACCUCUCAUUCUUCUUCUCCCUUGUUUCACACCUCAAACACCUUAGCUGAGGCCCAAUCCCCUCAAGAGGCUCUUUUCCACACACAGAAGAGUUCACCCAUUCAAGAACAAGUCCAAGCCUCCAUUUUCCAGAACACCAUGAACGUUCUUGACGGGUCCAACAUGACCGCAGAACCUCAACACUCUGCAACUAGUAUGUUUCUCUCCCAGAAUGCCUUACCUGGUCAACUUGCAGGGAACAACAACCAGUCCCAGCAGCUAGCUUUCCUUAACUCUAUGCAGACAUCUGGCCUUGAACCACAAUCUGUGUUCCAAGCCACAAGCCAGCUGUCCUCCAUUCAACAGAGCACACCCAUGGAACAGCAAUCCCAACAACAGGCCUCGCAAACUUCAUCUGGCUCUCUGUUUCAGAGCAUCCAACAAUCGCCAAAUAACAAGCACCAGGCCGGGAUGCUCUACAACACCCUGAGCCCAGGGAUGUCUCCAGAACAGUCGCCGUCGAGCCUCAUAUUCACUAGUCAGCCUCCGAUGCCUUCAAUGAAUACCACAAGCCUGAUUUCUCCAGAACAGCAGAACCCAUCACUGUCCUACCCCCAGAACAGCUUGAUCGCCGUCAGGCAGGAAGUGCCAUCCGAGCCCAUGUCCUUCCAAGAUCAGAGCACUGUUGUGGAUAAUCACUCUGCGAGUAAGCAACAGCUGUUCCAGGAUCAACAGCCAAUGCAGCUUGCACAGAGUUCAGGCACUGGCUCUCAGCCUUCUGUGAAUCUCUUUAUAGCCCAGUCUGAUAUGCCAAGAAUGCCUCAUGCGUCACAGCAUGCCCCUCAGGAGGUGCUAUUUGCUGCACAGAGCAAUGUGGCUGGACUUCAGACCACCACCUCGUCACCGGUACAGCAACCUGGAUCCCUGUUCCAGACCACAGUGAAUGGAAGCCUCAGCCAGCCCAACCAGAACCAGCGACCGAACCUCUUCCUUUAUGAAAUACAGAAUGAGUGUGGUCAGAUGAUGAACUCCCAAGGAAGCACAAUCUCAAACCAGAUCAUUGCCAUUAGCCAGAACCAGAGAGAGACCGAAGGGGCGAUUUGUUCUUUACUCAACUCAUCCAUGAGCAAAUCCGGAAAUGUACAGAAUCCUCUCACUACCUCCCAGAACAUGGAGAAGAUCGAUGACCUCCUCGUGAGCCUCCAGGAGCAAAGCAACAGCCUCUCUCGCUCAUACUAAGGUUUUAUCGACCCUAGAGGUAUUUGGAAAACAGCGGCGGGAUCACGAUGUCUGUUGUGUGAAUGUACAGUUUUGUAUUUGGCAAGUCGAAACGUGAAUGUCACAGAGCUUGUGGUGUUCGUCUUCAGCUGUAAAUGAAGCAUAUCUAUCUUGUAAUAGAAACACUUUUUGUGAUAUUUUUUAGCAUAUCUUAUAAUAAACACUUGUGGGGUUUUUCCUCUUUUUUUUUUUUAGCAUAUCUUAUCAUAGAAGCACUUUUUGUGAUUUUUUUUUUUUUAAGUAGUUGCAUCAGCAACUAAGUACACAAAUAUUUGUAUGUGCACCUGUGACUGAUGCAAUAUUUAUAUUUAAAAGAAGAAACCCUAACUUUUAUAUUAAUCAAAUAAUAAGAAAUUCUUAGAAAAAGAGAAUUUUGUACUGUAUGUUUUUGCCCCAGUGUCAUGUUGGCAUUUAAUUUGCUAUUAGUCUCAACUAAAUUUAUUAUAUGACUGGUAAUUUGUCAUUUUCUGGUUACGUUUAAAUGUUCACGCUGUUCAUACUCGCAACCGCACCUCAAAACAAAGCGUCCGUUUGUACGUCGCUUAUGAAAAAUAAUAUACUUGUUGCUACUUCAUGAACUCGCUCAUGCUAUGUGGUGGAGUCGAUUGCUUGUUCGCGUCUGGAACGCUCGUGAUGAGCAGUGAAACUUUAUCGCCCUCUUCACUACCAACAAGGUGUUAUGGUGUCCUUUUUUUUUUUUUAAAAAUAUAAAAUUCUUGCCACCAUCAAGGACAUGCUGUUUAUUAUUAUGAAUUUAACCUUGUCCGCCUUGUAAAUAUAACUUUUACAUCAGCAUAUUAUCUUUAACAGUAGCAGAGGAUCAGUCAAGGCCUUGACUGCCUUUUACACUGAAAAAUCUGGCCAGUUUUAUGGCUCGGAAGGCUGAUGAUGGGAUAAAAAGGCUGCUAUGUCAUAAAUGAAAGUCGAAUAUCAUGCAAGUUUCCUGCCAAGCUUAUUGUAAAUCUGCCAAUUUUUUUUUCCUUUUACAGAAAUAUCAUCUGGCUAGCUGGUCAGAACGUUUUUUUUGUUUGUUUGUUUUUUCUUAUGAAUAUAUUUGCAUACAUUACAAGGGCCCUGCUCUGUGUAAUAUUUAAAGCAAUAGCUCAUUUGAGCUUAUACUGAGACUAUUCAGACCUCUGUAUCGGUAGAGGAGUGAUCUUUUAGAUCUUUAAAGAAGCCCUGUGUUAAGGGAAGAGCUGUGAACUUAACCUGGAGAAAGAGCUGUCUGUAAUUGGCCUUCGUCUCUCUACAGGACAGAUUUUGAAUUUGUCGUUUAUUUCCGUCAUUAAAUAUUUAUGUGGAUAUAUAGUUUCCGUAGUUUCUCUUUUGCCAGAUUUUGAAAAUUUGUAUCUUGUAUAAUUUAUAUCUCAAAAACAAAACAUUUUCACAUGGGAGGGGGAAAAAUGGCUUCUGCUGAAUUUGUUUUUAAAAUCUUUAAAAAAAAAAAAAAAAUCUCUACAUGUGACCAUCAAAUGUAAGGAGUAUGUAAAUUGUUUUGUUUGGUCAGUUUCGAAGUUUUAUUUCAGUCUAAUGAUGUACAGAGUUUGAUGUUUUAUUUUGGUUUUAUAAGCUUUCUGAAUUAACGGUUAACUUUUUUUUUUAAUUUAACUGCUGUAUUGAAAUAGAAAUGGAUAUCAUGGGAUUUUUUUCCCCUCUUUUUUUCCUUUUUUUUUUGUAUAAACCAAGAAAAUGUAACAAAAUAUAACAUUUAUGACCUCGUUUCACUUUGGACCAAUCACAUUUGACCCCUGUGAUUUAUAUAUAUUAUAUUUAAUGUAUAGAUAAAUAUGUACUGAAAUAUCUUUUUAUCUUUUAUUCAGAAUAUUUUCAGUCCACAUUUCACUUCAAGAAGCUAUGCAGUUAACCUCAGUACUCACAAUGGUUUUAAAUUAUUUCUUCCGGGUCUGAGUGGAGGGGUGGCAUACUUUCUCUCUCUCUCUCUCUCUCUCUCUCUCUCUCUCUCUCUUCCGUUACUUACAGCGAUGCUGGCCAAUCAUGGGUGUCUGUGAACUCAUGCAUACGGAAUUGGGUGGAGAGCGAUUUCCUCCAAGUGUGUUACGCCAUAAGCAGUGGCUCACAACAGAAGGACGCAUGUAAUGACCUUUGCCCUCUUUGAUUGAUUGGUUGGUAGCUGUUGUGUGAUAGGGGAGACCCAUCUGGUGGGUGGGAAUUGAAAAUUGAAGAAAAAAAAUUCUUCCUCAAGUAUUCACCUUUCUUUUUAACAGUUGGGAGCUGUAGCAUUUUUGUAAUUAGGUUUUUUUUUUUUUUUUGAGUUUGUUUUUCUUUACUUUCCGAUACUACUUGGGAUAUUGGUUGUACGUUCCUGCUUAAGGGGAAGAAAAACUCAGUUCUCAAAAGCCCGUUGCACAGCGUCACUGUGACCUGUAUGAUAUGAAAUGGUUUGUAAGUAAGAAGUAAACUACAUGCAGUGUGUACUGAGGGCCAACCCAGUGUGUGUUGGGAGUAAAAAUAUAUAUUUUAUUUGCUUUCUUUUAAAAAAAAAAUGCAGUCUACAUAAAUAUUUCAUUCAUCAUCAUUUAUUCAUUUGUCUUCUUGUAUUUUUUUCUGUAAGCUUGAUGUUAUCAAUAAACAUUAUUGAUAAAA